CUCGGCUCCUCCUCUAAACUCUAGCAGAGCUCGGCUAGUCGGCUUCUCCACUUCAAGUCUCAGAGAUCAAGAGUUCAAGACAUCAAUAGUUCAGUCUUCCUCCCCAAAGUGCUUCGAUUCCUUCUCCAGUUCGUCGCCUCCAGUCCUCCUCCUCUAAACUCUAGCAGAGCUCGGCUUCUCCACUUCAAGUCUCAGAGAUCAAGAGUUCAAGACAUCAAUUUCGUUUAAUUGAAUGUUGUAUUGGAUUGAUGAUUUCAUGGAUUGAAGAAUGAAGGUUGUCUCUUGGUCUGGAAAUCUGGUCAGUGCCUCAGUGGGUUUACUUAAAAUUGUGCAAUUGAGUUUCUGCAGCAAAUAUGGCAUUCUGCUGUGCAAAUGUGCAAUUGAGUGAUUUGAGUCUACUGCUUUCUGAGGUGUUAGAGUAAAAUGUCAAAUCAUGAGCCAAAAGCGAAGCGAUCAAAAUUCAUUGACUCAUGGUUUAAAAGAACAAAUGUUGAGUCUUCAAGUUCAAAUGUGGUUUCUGAACCUUCCAUAUCCUCUCCAAAUAUUGAUGUUGAACCCCAACCUUCCAUUCCUGAACCACAAAAUAAUAUCAACGCUCUUGAACGUGAUCCUGGAUUACGUUGUGCCAUAUGGAAAUAUCCAGUCAAUGAGCGUGAUAGUAUUCGAAAAACCUAUGUUUUGUUGGGUCCAUUUCAACCUGAGUUAGAAUUUCCAUUCACUGAACAAGGGAGUCAACAACGUAGAUUUCAGUUUUCUUGGUUCAAGGACAAUCCAUGGCUUGAAUAUUCAAUUGCUCUUGAUAGGGCGUAUUGCUUCCCUUGUUUUCUAUUUGACACUGAAGAUUCUCAGCAUACAGCAUUCACCGUUGAUGGGUUUAAGGCUUGGAAGAGGGUUUGUGGUAGUGAUAAUGUGUUGAUGAAGCAUGUAGGAGGCCUUAAUUCUCCCCAUCAUGCUGCAAUGCAAAAAUGGGAUUUAUUAAGAAAUCCUACCAAACAAAUUGAAACAAUUUUUCAGUCAAAAUCUAGUAAGGAUAUAGAGGACAAUCGAUUGAGGCUUAAGGCUUCAAUAGAAAGUGUAAGAUUGCUAGCUAAUCAAGGAGCUGCUUUUAGAGGCCAUGAUGAAACUGAAAACUCAUUGAAUGCGGGAUAUUUUAGAGAAGUCAUAAAAUCUUUUUCAAGAAUGAGUAUUGAGGUUGAGAGAGUUGUUUUGGGAAAUGCUCCCGGAAAUGCCAAGUACAUUAGUCCAUCAAUUCAAAAGCAACUUCUAAAUAUUCUUGGUAAUAAAGCGAGGAACAAGAUACGUGAAGAAGUUGGAGAUUCCAAAUAUUGUAUUCUUGUUGAUGAAGCAGUAGAUAUAUCUAGUAAGGAACAAAUGGCCAUUAUUUUGAGGUUUGUUGAUUGUCAAGGUAUUAUUCGAGAACGAUUUUUUAAGAUUGUGAGUGUUCCUAACACUACCUCACAAACUCUUAAAGAUGAGAUUUCUAAAGUACUUACUAUGUACAAUCUUCAAGUGAGAAAUAUGCGUGGUCAAGGAUAUGAUGGUGCUAGCAAUAUGAGAGCUAAAGGGGUGCCGGAGAUUUGGCAAUUAUUUUCAAGUUUAAGUUUAAUUGUGAAUUUUGUUGAUUCUUCUGCUAAGCGUCAUUCUGCAUUAAAAGCUGUGAGAAAGGAAGAAAUUGCAGAUUUGGUAGCGUGUGGCCAACUUCAAAUAGGUACUGGUGCUAAUCAAGUUUGUACUUUGCAACGAGCUGCUGCUACACGUUGGAGCUCACAUUUUCAUUCAAUUAAGAGUUUGAUUGAAUUGUUUAGUUCAACCAAAAAAACUCUUAAUUAUAUGAUUGAGCAAGGACCCAAGGAAUUGCAAGGAGAAGCUGUGGCUGUUCUUAAAGCUAUGAUGUCUUUUGAUUUUGUGUUCUGCUUGCUUCUAAUGCACAAAUUGAUGAAAAUUACUGAAGUUCUUUGUCAGACAUUACAGCGAAAAUCUCUUGACUUCGUACAUGCUAUGAAGUUUGUUGGACAUACAAAAUCAUUUCUUCAAGAGAUGAGAGAAGAAGGCUGGGAUGACUUGGUAAGAAAUGUUGAAACUUUUUGUGAGAAACAUGAUAUUGAUAUUCCUGAUAUGAAUGCUCGUUAUAAGGAUGGUGCAUGCAAUCUUGCAAAGAAGUAUUAUCCUGAAGAUUUUAUUGAUAGUGAAAUGUUUGCUCUAGAAUUAGAGUGUGCAUAUUAUGAGAAGGAUAUGCGUAGUGAUCCAAAGUUCCAGAAUUUGGAAUCCAUUUCUGAUUUGUGCAGAAUGUUGGUUCAAUCAAGGAAGUCAGAAUUUUUCCCUAUGCUUUAUAGAUUGAUUUGUCUAGUUUUGACUAUUCCUGUUUCUCCGGCGACCACUGAAAGGGCAUUUUCAGCUAUGAACAUCAUUAAGAAUAAACUUAGAAACAAGAUGGAGGAUGAGUUUCUUGGUGAUUGUAUGGUCCUUCACAUUGAGAAAGAAUAUGCUGAAUCUAUUGACAAUGAAUCGGUGAUCAAAGAGUUUGAAGCUUGUGGAACUCGUAGAGUUAGAUUUAGUUAG
This is a messenger RNA of Rosa chinensis, 2559 nucleotides long. RefSeq names its product zinc finger MYM-type protein 1-like. Bases 424 to 2559 code for a protein of 711 amino acids. NCBI's taxonomy places the organism in Eukaryota, Viridiplantae, Streptophyta, Magnoliopsida, Rosales, Rosaceae. The record is from RefSeq and is a predicted model, not a curated record. Gene Ontology annotation, molecular function: protein dimerization activity. The transcript is spliced from 6 exons.